AUGAUAGCGCGGCGGCGGCUCGUAGCAACAGAAGACGAGGAAUGGGUUGAAGAAGGCAACAGGAAUGACGAGAUAGUUGUCAAAGAAAAUGAUUCGGAUGAUGUUCCUGCAACAGAAACUGCCAUCGAUGAAAAAGAUGGAAUGGAGGAGCCCAAAUUUGAUGAAGAUGCUGAAGAAAUUGUGAAAAAGGAGAAUCAGGACGAGAGCGAUGACAUUCCCGCACGAGUGUUGCGCAAAUGUAUUCUCAGUGGGGCGGUGGGGGCGCACGCGGGAGUGAGGGGGGCGGCGCCGCUGAGCCCGAAGUUGGGCGCGUGGGCUAGCUCCCGCGGGACCAGCCCGCAAGGACCGCACUCGCCGCCGUUUUAUUUAAUACACGCAGCGCGCAACGUUCGCCUCCUUAGCUUACCAUGUUCAUACGCCACUCUCGGCGAAAUGUUCGCAAGUCAU
Messenger RNA from Iphiclides podalirius (scarce swallowtail), 447 nucleotides. The record is from the annotation of a GenBank genome assembly. Lineage: Eukaryota; Metazoa; Arthropoda; Insecta; Lepidoptera; Papilionidae.